Messenger RNA from Panthera uncia (snow leopard), 1101 nucleotides. RefSeq names its product C1q and TNF related 8 (gene C1QTNF8). Gene Ontology annotation, molecular function: protein binding. The coding region runs from base 26 to 781 and encodes 251 amino acids. NCBI's taxonomy places the organism in Eukaryota, Metazoa, Chordata, Mammalia, Carnivora, Felidae. The transcript is spliced from 2 exons. The record is from RefSeq and is a predicted model, not a curated record.
AUCCCCCCCCCAGGCUCUGGCACGGAUGGCGGCCCCUGGCCUCCUGCUCCUCCUGGGGUUGCCUGGGGGGGCCUGGCCCAGCCUGGGGCAGCCCCGACGGCCGUGUGUGCAGUGCUGCCCGCCCGCCUGGCCCCCCGCUGCCCCCGGCCCCUAUGCCCGCAGGAGCGAUGGGGAGCGGUGGGUGCAGCCGCCUCGCAUGCGGCCUACCAUCGACGUGUCGAUUCUCAAAGGUGAGAAGGGCGAGACGGGGGUCAGAGGUCCCUCCGGCAGGAGCGGGAAGGAGGGCCCGCCGGGCUCCCGGGGCCUCCGGGGCCGCAAGGGCCAGAAGGGGCAGGCGGGGCUGCCCGGUGCCGCAUGUCGGCGCGCCUACGCGGCCUUCUCGGUGGGCCGGCGCGAGGGCCUGCACAGCACCGACGGCCUCCGGGCCGUGCCCUUCGACACGGAGCUGGUGAACCUGGACGGGGCCUUCGACCUGGCCUCGGGCCGCUUCCUGUGUGCCGUGCCCGGCGUCUAUUUCCUGAGCCUCAACGUGCACACCUGGAACUACAAGGAGACUUACCUGCACAUCAUGUGCAACCGGGAGGCCACGGCCGUGCUGUACGCGCAGCCCAGCGAGCGCAGCGUCAUGCAGACCCAGAGCCUGCUGCUGCCCCUGGCCACCGGUGACGCCGUCUGGGUGCGCCUGUUCCACCGAGACCGCGACAAUGCCAUCUACGGCGAGCCCGGCGACCUCUACAUCACCUUCAGCGGCCACCUAGUCAAGCCGGCCGCAGAGCUCUAGCGGCCCAGGAAGGUCCCCCCAAGGCCCAGCCCUCGGCAGCACCCUUCCCCCAGACACCCCACCUUCGGAGCUGAGAGGCCACGCCGGCAGUCUUUGAGGCCCGACUGUCUGCAGUGUUUGAGCAUCAGCUGCAUGCAGGCACUGAGCAGAGCACCAGAGAUGUGCCUGCAGCCAGACAGACUCGGGGCCUAGCCUGGAGGGGAGGGACACGACCGAGCGUUCACAUCAACGAGUUCGGGAUGAGACCUGCGGUCCGGGUGGCGUGGGGUGGGCCUGGUGGGCCGUGGCGGGGCGGGCGGGGUCUGCCCUUGAGAUGGAGC